Rhizophagus irregularis DAOM 181602=DAOM 197198 is the source of this 1195-nucleotide messenger RNA. RefSeq lists its product as uncharacterized. Gene Ontology annotation, molecular function: ubiquitin binding. Gene Ontology annotation, biological process: ubiquitin-dependent protein catabolic process via the multivesicular body sorting pathway. Gene Ontology annotation, cellular component: ESCRT I complex. NCBI's taxonomy places the organism in Eukaryota, Fungi, Glomeromycota, Glomeromycetes, Glomerales, Glomeraceae. The record is from RefSeq and is a predicted model, not a curated record.
GGUCAAGUUUCCCUUGUUAUGGCACAUACGACAGCUUCUUCGAUUUAUUCUGCAGCUGAAGACGUUCCUCUUAUUUUAGCACCACAAUUUUCUGCUUUAAAAUCUAUAACAUUAUCUCAAGAUUUUAACCUUGAUCUGCCUCAAGUAAAAAAUCAUGAUUUUCAGUUAGAACGACAAAUUAUUGCAGAAUCCGAAAGAUAUAAACAAGAGAAUGCUACAUUAACGCAACUCCGUGCUCAAAAAUUACAGGCACUUCAAGAGGAACGAAUUCGUAAACAAAAAGAAGAAGCUAGAAAAAUAGCUCCAGGAUUUUUGGAUACAAAUUUGAGAAUUUUAACACCAGUUCCAGUAAAUAAUACACAAAGAAAGACCAGUCAACAGGCAGAGAGCGGAAAUAAUAUAAUCAAUGUUAGCGAAAAUGUCAUAGAUGAACAGAAAGUACAUGUACGAUCUGCUUCGGAUGAUAUGGUAUUACAUGGGAAGAUGAAAUCGAAGGAGGAGGGAGAUGAGACUAAACCAGUGAAAUCCUUUUAUUCGGAAUUUGAGGAUCCCCCUAGAAAACCUUGGGAACAAUCAAACAUAAUUCAAGAUGACAUAUCAAUUUUUAUUAGGUCACCAAUAUCGUCCAAUGAAGCUAACAAUCUUGUUGCGAAUGGAGGUGUAACUGGAUCUUCUAAUUUUUUGGGAACCUCCGCUAAUCAUGAUAUGAUGGUUACUAACCAAAACCAUCCAAGGUCAUUUCAUGCGUCACCACUCCUUCAACCUUCUGUAGGAGCACCUUUACCAUCUCAAUUAUCCAAUCAGACUUUUGCUCCGGACCUUCUAUCAAAUAAUCUUGCCAAUCUACAAAUUUCUCAAAAUACACCUUUAAAUAUUCAUAACAAUACGACUCCACCCGUUAAAAGUUAUUCGGCUCCAUCGUCUAGUCAAGAGCGUCGUCCUUUACUUCAACCAUAUUCUACCCCUCCUAUUCCUCCUAAAGAGGUAUUGCCUACAUCAUCGUCUUCUCCUAAAAAUGAGGAGCAUGAUAGUGAUGAUAAUUCUGAUUUAAUAAACAAAUUUAUUAACAUGGGAUUCACAAAAGAGCAGGCUAUUGACGCGUUAGUAAGACAUGAUUACGAUCUUCAAAAGGCAACUAAUUAUUUAUUAGAUUUACAAUAAUUUUUAUUAUAAUAAUAAUAAGUAUAAGUGUUUA